AAGAUGGAAGAGAAGAGUCUGGUUCUCGAGGGUCUACCGGAGGAUUUCCACCGAAUCAAAGCAAAGAUCGAGCUUUACUUCAGAAAUAAAAGAAGGUCUGGAGGAGAGAUCUCUGAGAUUCGAGAACAUCCAGACGACAAACGAAAAGCGCUUCUGCUUUAUAUAAAAGAAGAGGAUCUGAAGAAGGUGCUUGAAAAAAGGAUCCAUAAAGUUGACCUCAAACUUCACGGAUCUGUUGAAUUGACAGUGAAACUCACAGAAGACACCAAAAUCAAGAAGAUCAAGCCACAAGUCCUUCCCAAACCGGAGACAUGCCUUGUCCUCAAGUCGCUGGCCGCUCCUGCCCCAAAGGUCUCUCUUGUCAGACAGCCUACAGCAGCAGGUCAAAAGGUUGGACUGUAA
Molecule: messenger RNA, 402 nt
Organism: Puntigrus tetrazona (Sumatra barb)
Lineage: Eukaryota; Metazoa; Chordata; Actinopteri; Cypriniformes; Cyprinidae
Product: protein mono-ADP-ribosyltransferase PARP14
Exons: 3
Coding region: 4-402 (132 amino acids)
Source: RefSeq, a predicted model, not a curated record